CCAAGAAGGUCGCCGCCGGCACGCCCGAGGACACGGUCCGCAAGAUGUUCGAGUUCCCGGCGCCGACCGACCCGCUCCCGCCUCUGAGCCCCGACGACGCCGUGUCGCUGUACUCGCGGUACCUGUCGCCGUACGAGCGCGACGAGAUCGCCGAGUACCGUCAGGUGUACUUUGUCGGCCCCAACUGCGACAAGAAGCCGGCGACCAAGGAGGUGACGACCAACAACCACGGGUUCGACGACGAGCGCGGCGACUACCUGCUCGUCAUGCACGACCACAUCCAGUUCCGGUACGAGGUCGUCGGCGUCCUCGGCAAAGGCUCGUUCGGCCAGGUCCUCGAGUGCCGCGACCACAAGACGGGCGACAUGGUCGCCGUCAAGAUCAUCCGCAACAAGAAGCGCUUCCACCACCAGGCCCUCGUCGAGAUCAAGGUGCUCGAGAACCUCGUCAAAUGGGACCCGGACGAGAAGCACUUUGUCAUCCGCAUGGUCGAGUCGUUCACGUUCCGCGGCCACCUGUGCAUCGUGACCGAGCUCUUGAGCAUCAACCUGUACGAGCUCGUCAAAGCCAACAGCUUUGCGGGCUUCUCGACCGUCCUCAUCCGCCGGUUCGCCGUCCAGAUCCUCCAGUCGCUCUCGCUCCUGCGGCACCACCGCGUCAUCCACUGCGACCUCAAGCCCGAGAACAUCCUCCUCAAGCACCCGGCCAAGAGCGGCAUCAAGGUCAUCGACUUUGGCAGCAGCUGCUUCGAGAACGAGAAGGUCUAUACGUACAUCCAGUCGCGCUUCUACCGCUCGCCCGAGGUCAUCCUCGGCAGCAACUACACGAUGGCCAUCGACAUCUGGUCUCUCGGCUGCAUCCUCGCCGAGAUGUACACGGGCUACCCGAUCUUCCCUGGCGAGAACGAGCAGGAGCAGCUCGCGUGCAUCAUGGAGAUCAUGGGCGUCCCGGACAAGUACCUCGUCGACCGCAGCUCGCGCAAGCGCCUCUUCUUCGACUCGACUGGUGCGCCUCGUCCCGUCGUCAACUCGAAGGGCCGCCGACGCCGACCAUCCUCGAAGAGCCUCGCCGCCGUCCUCAAGUGCGACGACGACCUCUUCGUCGACUUUAUCGCCAAGUGCCUCGCGUGGGACCCCGAACGUCGCCUCAAGCCCGACCAGGCGAUGCGCCACCCGUUCGUCGCCGGUGCGCGGGCGCACGCCGUCCAGAGCACCAUCCCGUCGCGCUCGUCGCGCUCGUCGUCGGCGCUCACGUCGUCCACGUCGAGCGGCCGCCAGGCGAGCUACGGCGCCGGGUCCGGGUCGUCACCGAGCAUCUCGACGCCGAUGAAGAAGGCGGCGGCGCCCUCGAGCGUGUCGACGGCGCCGACAGCCCGUACGCGCACCAUGUCGUCGGCGACGGCGACGGCGAUCGGAACGUCGCGGUACUCGACCAAGGCGAGCCUCCCUGCGUCGUCGCGCUACGCCAAGGCCUGAACAUGCGCCUGUCGAGCUCGUCGUCGCCGUCCCUCAGCCUUGCCCUCGCCGCAGGUCCUUCUCCUCCUCCUCCUCGUCCCACCCUCUCGCCUGCUCUUGGCCCACCCGCAACCUUCUCCUUCUCGUUACCCCUUUCGCAACCCUCGCAUUCCCUCCCUCGCCUGUCCGAGCCCGUCGUUCUAGGAUCUCUGUCCCCACUUUCCCGCCUCUGUGUGCGCUCCUCGUCGAGCUGCCGGUCCCUCUCACUCUCUCUCUCUUUGUACAACUCUCGCUCGUGCAACCUGGGACUAUGAGCAGGUG
Rhodotorula graminis WP1 is the source of this 1775-nucleotide messenger RNA. RefSeq lists its product as uncharacterized. The transcript is spliced from 6 exons. The record is from RefSeq and is a predicted model, not a curated record. Bases 45 to 1475 code for a protein of 476 amino acids. Lineage: Eukaryota; Fungi; Basidiomycota; Microbotryomycetes; Sporidiobolales; Sporidiobolaceae. Gene Ontology annotation, molecular function: protein serine/threonine kinase activity; protein serine/threonine/tyrosine kinase activity; ATP binding. Gene Ontology annotation, biological process: peptidyl-serine phosphorylation; peptidyl-threonine phosphorylation.